Megachile rotundata (alfalfa leafcutting bee) is the source of this 840-nucleotide messenger RNA. RefSeq names its product mitochondrial transcription factor A (gene TFAM). The record is from RefSeq and is a predicted model, not a curated record. Lineage: Eukaryota; Metazoa; Arthropoda; Insecta; Hymenoptera; Megachilidae. Gene Ontology annotation, biological process: regulation of transcription by RNA polymerase II.
GUAUUCACGAGUUAUUCUUUUUUCUAUUAUCUCUUGCUACCUCUUGCAACAUUGAAUGGUGUUGUUUAAUAUAAAAUUUGUAUAUAUACAAUGGCUGGAUUUGGAAGAUUGAUACUUUGUAUCGAUUUCAGCAAGUUCUUAUGUUCUAGAAGUAACUUGUUAAACUUACAUCAGAAUGUAUCAAAAAAUACACUGAAUUUUAUACAUGACACUGCUUUUCCAAUAAAACCAAAGAAACCACAAACUGCAUUUAUUUUGUAUUUAAAUCAAGUUAGACAAAAGUUUAUUAAUGAAACUCCUGGUAUAAAACCAUCAGAAAUAGUAAAGAAAGCAUCUCUGAAAUGGGCAGAAUUAGAUCCUGCAGAAAAGGAAGAUUUUCGAAGACAAUAUAGCAGAAAUUAUGAAAAUUAUAUUAAAGAAUUAAAAAGAUUUGAAGAUUCUUUAACCGAUGAACAGAAACAAUUAUUGAAAGAACGAGAGAAAUCUCUGAAACACGAUAAUAAAUCAGCAAAUGAUAAGCAGAAGAAAGAAGCAUUUGGAAGACCAAAAAAACCAUUAAAUGCAUUUCUAACAUACAUAUCGUCGAAAAGGAACGAGAAAGAUCCAAACAUACCUUAUAAGGAUUGGCUGCAGUCAAUGUCAACAAAUUGGAAGAAAAUGUCGAAUAUAGAGAAAGAGCCAUAUGUUAUUCGCUGUACAGAUUUGAUGAUGCAAUAUAAGAAAGAUUUAGCAGAGUGGGAAGAAAAAAUGAUAAAUUUAGGUCAUUUUGAUAUUGUGAGACAGCAUACUUCAAUGAAAUCUGAAAACAUUGGAGAAGAGAAAUAAAACCAACAAUUAUAU